CAUUAAAAAAAAAAAUUAGGGUUUCACUGCUGCACAAACUAUACGUGCUUCCUGCUUAAUUUUAGCAUAAAGCCGAAUGCUUGCCUGACCUUUUCCUUUUCUAUUUGGCUUCAGUUAAAGUAGAGAGUUCCACUUCCACACCUUCUUCUUCUUCUUCUUCUCGUUCCUCCUCCUACUCUUCUUCUUCUCUCUCUCUAUGGGGGGUGUUGUGUGAUCCAUUCUUAUUCAAAUUCCUCAUUUUAUUUUUCCAUGUAGCACAGUGCUGAGAAACACGAGAUUGGAGUCUUGAAUUGGGUUGGCUGUUGGUUUCAAUUUCCGGACCACCUAGGCAUGCAGCGGAAUUCAGGUAUACUUCGUCGCGACAGAUGACAAUUUCCGCCGGAAUAUUCAGCCGGUGAAUUCUUUACGGCGAGCUGAUCAGGAGGAUGGAAGAGAGCGGAAUUAUCAUGGGGUGGUUGUGAGUAACUUUUGCUUGAGAAAAUGGAUAAGAGCCAUCUGCCAUCGAUCAGUAGCGCCGAUCUAAUUGAUGCAAAGCUUGAAGAGCAUCAGCUCUGCGGAUCUCAACACUGUCCUGGAUGUGGGCACAAGCUGCAAUGCAAACCAAACUGGGUGGGACUUCCUGCAGGUGUGAAAUUUGAUCCGACUGAUCAGGAGCUGAUAGAACACCUUGAGGCAAAAGUUCAAUGCGAGCAGUCAAAGGCUCAUCCUCUAAUUGAUGAAUUCAUCCCCACCAUUGAAGGCGAAGAUGGAAUUUGUUACACCCACCCGGAAAAACUCCCAGGUGUGACAAGGGACGGGCUGAGCAGACACUUCUUCCACAGGCCAUCAAAGGCGUAUACAACGGGGACAAGGAAAAGGAGAAAGAUACAGACAGAGUGUGACCUGCCGGGCGGUGAAACAAGGUGGCACAAGACAGGCAAGACAAGGCCUGUCAUGGUCAAUGGGAAGCAGAAAGGCUGCAAGAAGAUCUUGGUCCUCUACACAAACUUUGGGAAGCACAGGAAGCCUGAGAAGACCAACUGGGUCAUGCACCAGUACCAUCUGGGUCAGCAUGAGGAGGAGAAGGAAGGGGAGCUUGUGGUCUCCAAGAUCUUCUAUCAAACCCAGCCCAGGCAGUGCAACUGGUCGGAUAGAGCAGCCAGUGGGGACAAUGCCGCUUCUUCUCAUGAGAGGCUGAAGACAAAUUCCCAAUCAAGCACUGAGCACGUCGAACACAGAAUUGAGGGCGGAAGUGGGAGUUCUUCAUCAAAAGAGGCUACUCAAAGAGAUGAGCUCUCAAGGGCCACAAUUUCAAGCUAUAGCUCCCUGGAUGUUCAACAGCUGAAAAAUGAUACCUUCAGUUUUGUACCAUUUAGGAAGAGCUUUGAUGAGAGUGCUGAAGUUGGAGAUUGCACUCCACGCGCGCGUGAAGAGCAGGAGGAGCAUGAGAAAAUGGGGCUUGGAAUGGGUCAUGAGCCUCAUCAGGUGGUGGCAGCAGCAGCAGCUUUCCAUAUAAGUAGGCCCUCAAAUCCCAUCUCCACCAUACUGCCGUCUCCAAUGCACCAGACUUCACUUGUCAUGGAUGAUUCCUUUCACGUUCCCGGAUUUCUCCUCCACUCUGAAAAAUUUCAGCAGAACCAGCAGCAACAGCAGCCAAAGUUGGCAGAAAGACCUGCUUCUUCUUCAUAUAAGCUGCCACUGGAUGAGAUGUUUGAUUGCACCCACCAGGAUAUGAAAGAAUCAGGAAUAAACAAUGCACAAGAAGCAGAGUGGAUGAAGUACUACUGGCAAGAUCCUAACCAUCCGGAUCAUCAUGGAUAGGCUCAAAACGUUCACCCACAAAAGAGAAUGGAAAACAGAAUCAUAUCGCAGGAACUGUGAACAGCCCCCUGCAACCCCUUUCCAAAGAAAAGAAGAAAAAAAGAGGGUCCUGUCUUGCCUUGAUUUUUGGUCCAGGCUUCCAGCCAUUGUAUCUACUAACUGCAAAAUAUGUACAAUAAGUUCUGUCGUUCAACGAACAAAAAGAAGAAAAACGGAAAAGAAAAGGAAGAAAAAAAAAGGGAAAUUACGAACAUCAAGGAGAAGAAGAAGAACAAAGCUAAAAACCGAAAAGAAAAAGAAGGAAAAAGCUGCUGCUGCUGUCACAACUUAACACCAUCGAUCUCGUGCCUGCAUGCCAUCAUUAUCACCAUCAUUAUUUUUUAUGUAGUCUCUCCCUCUCCCUCUCCCUCUCCCUCUCUCUCUUCCGUAUGGUGUAAGUCUAUGGCCAAAAAAAAGAAAAGCCAUCCUCUACUCUAUCUCA
Molecule: messenger RNA, 2281 nt
Organism: Nymphaea colorata (pocket water lily)
Lineage: Eukaryota; Viridiplantae; Streptophyta; Magnoliopsida; Nymphaeales; Nymphaeaceae
Product: NAC domain-containing protein 75-like
Exons: 7
Coding region: 481-1800 (439 amino acids)
Biological process (GO): regulation of DNA-templated transcription
Cellular component (GO): nucleus
Molecular function (GO): transcription cis-regulatory region binding; DNA-binding transcription factor activity
Source: RefSeq, a predicted model, not a curated record